UCUAAUCUUUUGGCCAUACGAAGGGAGGGGCUAUAUAAAACAGGAGCUACCAACUUCGCCCAAAUAGAGUUCUUUUUCGUAUUUCGGAAAGUGAGGCAUAACGAAAAAUAUAGAGCACCAUGACCACGAACGAUAAAAAUAGUGAAAAUGUCGAUCCUCCAGUUUCUGUUACUUCGAACUUUACCAAUUUUAGUAUAGAUCACAUUCUGAAUAGGGCUGGAGAAAAUUGUAAGCCGAAGGCGAGGAAUGAGUGCAAUGAGAAUGUGUUUCAAGGUGUUAAAUUGAGUUUAGAACAUUUUUCGUGGCUUCAGUGUACGAGAUACUGUCCUCCUAAAAUUCCAAGAAAUCAGAAGAAAGAUACACCCCAAAGACGCCAAAUGGGCAGACAUCCAAGAAUACCUUUCACAAGUCAACAACUUCACAUUUUGGAAGAAAAAUUUCAACAUACACCUUAUCUAACAGGUGAAGAAGUCAUGGAACUCGCAAAAAGAUUGCAAUUAGCAGAUAUAAGGGUUAAAAUAUGGUUUCAAAACAGAAGAGCCCGAGAUCGUAGAGAAAAAUUAACAUCAGAAACUAAUAAGUUGAGUCCAUCCAGUUCUCCCAAAUCCAGUCACACAGAUUUUCGAAAUUCAUCCUCAUCAUCUCAUAAUUUUCGAAUAUCUCAUUACAUGGAUGAACAUCCCUAGAGUAAUAUGUCGUAACUAUUUGUGCUGUGAAUUGUAAAUACAUAUAUCUGUAAAUAUAAAAAGUCGAAGUAUUUAUCCGAAUGUAAUAAAAUAUAAGAAAUAAACCAAAAU
Harmonia axyridis is the source of this 797-nucleotide messenger RNA. RefSeq names its product homeobox protein engrailed-2b. Gene Ontology annotation, molecular function: DNA-binding transcription factor activity, RNA polymerase II-specific; DNA binding. Gene Ontology annotation, biological process: regulation of DNA-templated transcription. NCBI's taxonomy places the organism in Eukaryota, Metazoa, Arthropoda, Insecta, Coleoptera, Coccinellidae. The transcript is spliced from 3 exons. The record is from RefSeq and is a predicted model, not a curated record. Bases 120 to 686 code for a protein of 188 amino acids.